AAGCAAAUUUUCUAAUUCUAAAUCCAGAUUCUGAUAGUAAAAAUGAAAUGCAAAAACUUGAAGGAUUAAUUGACUAUUUACCAGAAAAUGAUCAUUUUACCAUAGAUGAUUAUAUUCAUAUUGAUAAUAAAUUUGAAGGUGGAAUUACUGAUAAAGAAAUAUUAAAGAUAAUAAUAAAUAAAAAGGAUGAGCUUAUAGAUAUUUUUGUUAAUGAAACAGAUGAAACAAUAAAAGAAGUAAAAAG
This is a messenger RNA of Funneliformis mosseae, 244 nucleotides long. Lineage: Eukaryota; Fungi; Glomeromycota; Glomeromycetes; Glomerales; Glomeraceae. The record is from the annotation of a GenBank genome assembly.